This is a messenger RNA of Egretta garzetta (little egret), 2487 nucleotides long. RefSeq names its product epidermal growth factor receptor pathway substrate 8 (gene EPS8). Gene Ontology annotation, molecular function: actin binding. Gene Ontology annotation, biological process: regulation of Rho protein signal transduction; Rho protein signal transduction; positive regulation of ruffle assembly. Gene Ontology annotation, cellular component: ruffle membrane; vesicle; plasma membrane. The transcript has 20 exons. Bases 1 to 2487 code for a protein of 828 amino acids. Lineage: Eukaryota; Metazoa; Chordata; Aves; Pelecaniformes; Ardeidae. The record is from RefSeq and is a predicted model, not a curated record.
AUGAACGGACAUAUAUCAAACACCCCUCCCGGUGGAUAUGGAAGUUAUUUUCCUCAAAUGAAUGGCUAUGGUUCACCAACAUUUGCUCAGGCGGAGAGGGAGCAGAACUCAAGAACAAAUGCAAAAGCUCUUUAUGAACAAAGGAAGAAUUAUGCACGAGACAGUGCCAGCAGCAUAUCCGAAACUUCUCAGUACCACGUAGAGCACUUGACCACCUUUGUUUUGGACCGAAAAGAGGCAAUGAUUACAGUAGAUGAUGGAAUAAGGAAGCUGAAAUUGCUGGAUGCCAAAGGCAAAGUGUGGACUCAAGAUAUGAUUCUUCAAGUGGAUGACAAAGCUGUCAGUUUGGUGGACUUGGAAUCAAAGAAUGAACUGGAGAAUUUUCCUUUAAGCACAAUUCAGCAUUGCCAAGCUGUGAUGAAUGCAUGCAAUUACAAUUCAAUUCUUGCAUUAGUAUGUAAAGAACCAACCCAAAACAAGCCCGAUUUGCAUCUUUUCCAAUGUGAUGAGAUUAAGGCUAGCUUUAUUCAUGAAGAUAUUGAAAGUGCAAUCAGUGACAGCAAAAGUGGGAAACAAAAGAAGAGGCUUGAAACGCUGAGGAUGAUCUCCAAAGCUGACAGCACCAUUCCUCCGCCGCCGCAGGCGCCUGCUCCUGUGCCACCGGGGACCGUCACCCAAGUGGACGUGAGAAGCCGCGUGGCGGCGUGGUCCGCCUGGGCUGCAGAGCAGGGGGAGUUUGAAAAACAUAGACAAUACCAUGAUCAUGAAGAAACAGCAGAGAUGAUAGCUGCCAGGAUUGACCGAGAUGUUCAAAUUCUGAACCAUAUUUUGGAUGACAUUGAGUAUUUUGUAACCAAACUUCAAAAAGCUGCUGAAGCAUUUGCUGAACUUUCAAAGAGGAAGAAAACUAAGAAAAGUAAAAAGAAAGGUCCUGGAGAGGGAGUUCUUACUCUCCGUGCAAAACCACCACCUCCAGAUGAAUUUGUUGACUGCUUCCAAAAAUUCAAGCAUGGCUUCAAUCUUCUGGCCAAAUUAAAGUUCCAUAUCCAGAAUCCUAGUGCAGCUGAACUGGUUCAUUUUCUCUUUACCCCACUACAUAUGGUGGUACAGACAACAGGAGGUCCAGAGCUUGCUGGUACGGUACUCAGCCCCCUCUUAACAAAAGAUACUAUAGACUUCCUGCGAUAUACUGUCACCAGCGAGGAAGGACAGUUGUGGAUGUCAUUGGGUGACACAUGGACCAAAGCCAGAGCGGAUUGGCCCAAAGACCAUUUUAUUCCACCUUACGUCCCCCGUUUCCGAAAUGGUUGGGAGCCUCCUUUGCUGAACUUCAUGGGAGCUCCAAAGGAGCAAGAACUCAAUCAGUUAGCUGAGUCCGUGGCAAAUGUUGCAGAGCAACAGCGGAAACAAGAAAUGAAGAGACUGUCAACUGAGCCUCCCAGUGUUCCCGACUACCCUCCAUCCGACGGGUAUGCAUUCAGUAACACAGUUUACAAAAGAGGGCCUCUGCUGGACCAGGGGGCGGCUGUCGCUGCCUUUAAGCAAACUGUUAGCCGACAUGUAGAUAGAAACUAUGAAGCACACAGUAAAGCACAGGCCAAGAAAUAUGCCAAAUGCAAGUACGAAUUUAUGGCAAGAAACAACAGUGAGCUUUCUGUCAUGAAAGAAGAAAUUGUAGAGAUUCUGGAUGACAGAAAGCAGUGGUGGAAGGUUCAGAAUAAAAGUGGCAGCACAGGUUUUGUGCCAAACAACAUUUUGGACCCUCUGAGGAAUCAUGAAGGUGGUCUAGGAUGGUCAGAGCCUGUGUAUACCCGAACCAUCCAGAAACAAAGGACGGACUAUGCUGCAAAACAACCCGAUCCAGCUCCUGCUACUCCUUUGCCACCUCCAACACCCGCUCCUGUCCCCGUGGCUGUCCCCCUCCCUCCUAGCGCACCAGCACCUAUUCCGGUUCCCGUGCCCAAAGCGCCAGCAACCGUCAGCCGCCAAAGCAGCACCUCUAGUGACAGUGGUGGUAGCGUUGCACGAGACACCCAGAGGCAGAAGCAAGUUCCUGUGGAUCGCAGGAAAUCGCAGAUGGAGGAGGUGCAGGAUGAACUUGUUCACCGGCUCACCAUCGGCCGGAGCACUGCCCAGAGGAAGUUCCACGUGCCACGACCAAACAUCCCGGUAGUUAACAUCACUUACGACUCUUCACCUGAGGAUGUCAAAGCAUGGUUGGAGUCCAAAGGAUUCAACCCUGUGACUGUCAACAGCCUUGGCGUGCUGACAGGUGCCCAGCUUUUCUCCCUCAAUAAAGACGAACUAAAGACUGUUUGCCCAGAAGGGUCUAGAGUCUACAGCCAAAUUACGGUACAGAAAUCUGCCUUGGAGGCUAACAGUGGUAGUUCAGAACUGCAAGAAAUUAUGAGAAGACGACAAGAAAAAAUCAGUGCAGCUGCCACAGAUUCAGGUGUGGAGUCCUUUGAUGAAGGAAGCAGCCACUAA